Xyrichtys novacula (pearly razorfish) is the source of this 3048-nucleotide messenger RNA. Lineage: Eukaryota; Metazoa; Chordata; Actinopteri; Labriformes; Labridae. The record is from the annotation of a GenBank genome assembly.
GGGGCUUCAGUCGAGGACGCUUGCCGUUCGUUGUUCAUUCAACAUGGCAGCGGGACCAAUUUCAGAAAGAAAUCAAGGUAAAUUGAUUAUUCUGAUAACUUUGAGCCUUUUAAUUUUAUCUCCUUUGUGUUCACUCUUUUGACUGCAUAACUCAGUUUAUAUUAGCUCUACUUUUUGCGUGUUUUUGUAUAGUUAAAGGUAAACAACAGGAUCACAUGGAGAUGCUCAGUUAUCGUUAGCAUGUCUUACUGCUAUUAUGGUUACUUGUUAAACCACGAUCUGUAUAUUCGGAGUUGAAUUCACUUGAUGGCUGUAUUGAAGCCUGUGCUUGCAUUUUUGUGUAAUGAAUUAGUUUUGAUGUUAUUGACGCCUUUCAAAGAAAGUUACGUCCUGUUUACUUACUGCUAAAGUUAGCCUAGCAAGCUAGUUGUGUUGGAUUGCUGUUGAUUGCCCUGGUGUUUAUAGUGUUAUAGCUGGUAUUUGAAGAUGUUGUGUCAGUAAUAAACCACCAGUUUGUUCACCUUUGCUUUUUGUUCAUCUGCAGUUUCAGUGUCUUGUAAUGGUUUUCAAUCAUCUGUCUCAGUACUGUUUAUACUAAAUUUCUAUCACUUUAUUACAGACGCCACUGUGUAUGUUGGCGGCUUGGAUGAGAAAGUCUCGGAGCCAUUACUAUGGGAGCUCUUCCUGCAGGCUGGUCCUGUUGUCAACACACACAUGCCCAAAGACAGGGUCACCGGACAACAUCAAGGUGAAUGGAUCAGCUGGUAUUCCUUUAAUAAAGGGAUAUUCCGGCGUAAGAUUUAGUAAUUUAGGGUUAAACACAUUGUAACACCGAGUAAGACACACCCUGGAGAGCUGAAUGUUGCUGACCGCUACCUUCUCUAGUUAUACCAACUUUAGUAACGACCACACGAUAGCAAUACACAGCAGUCUGAGGAUCCAUGUGCAUACCUCAACCAAAAAGCCACUCUAUAGCCACAAAUAAUGUUCAGAACAGCACCUAACUUCAUCAACAGUACAUAUGGGGUCCCAGCCAUAGUACUAGCCACCAAAUUCAGUGUUACGGUGUGUUUGACCCUAAAUUCAUUUUACGCCGGAAUAUCUCUUUAAACUGUGAUUCAUGUGAUUCACAAGAGAAACACCCGAAAAUGAGUCUCCUCUCUAAAUUUACCAGGAACUGUAUUAACAAUGUUUUCCUGUCUCUCUCUCUCUCUCAGGUUAUGGCUUUGUAGAGUUCCUCAGUGAAGAGGAUGCUGACUAUGCCAUCAAAAUUAUGAAUAUGAUAAAGCUCUAUGGCAAACCAAUUCGGGUAAAUAAAGCCUCUGCACACAAUAAAAACCUUGAUGUGGGUGCCAACAUCUUCAUCGGUAACCUCGACCCUGAGAUCGAUGAGAAACUUCUCUACGACACAUUCAGUGCUUUCGGCGUGAUCCUCCAGACGCCAAAGAUCAUGCGAGACCCCGACACGGGCAACUCAAAGGGCUACGCAUUCAUUAAUUUUGCCAGUUUUGACGCGUCAGAUGCUGCCAUUGAGGCCAUGAAUGGCCAGUACCUCUGCAACAGGCCCAUCACAGUGUCUUACGCCUUCAAGAAGGAUUCCAAAGGAGAGAGGCACGGCUCAGCCGCAGAGCGACUCCUAGCCGCACAGAACCCUCUCUCCCAGGCAGACAGACCACAUCAGCUAUUUGCAGAUGCUCCGCCACCUCCGAGUGCUCCGACACCAGUACUGACAGCGCUUGGAGGUGGGAUGCCUAUGCCAGGUAAGACUGAAAUCCUCUUAUUGAACAGUUGUAGUGGAAAAUGGAAUACUUUUAAUUCUGUUGGGAAAGACCCUGCUUGUAUUCAUCUUAUUGGAUUAAGGGUUAAUUUAUAUCUGUACAGCUAUAACAUGAUGUGUUUUGGUGUUUACAUCUGAAUAGCUUGACAUGCAAACAACGACUCUCAUAUCACAUAUCAUAUCUGUCAUACUAAAUAUACAUGUCUUUUGAUUAUUGCUCAUAGAGUGAACAUAUAAUCGACAAAAAGAGUGACAUGAGAAUAGAAUCGAAGUUUUUAAUGAGGUAAAAUCCCUCUGUUAACCAGAAAAUUACACUUGUUUCAUACAGGCAUGCCACCCCCUGGGUUCCCUCCCGUUCCUCCUCCUGGGUCCAUGCCCCCAAAUAUGCCCCCUUCAAUGCCUAUGCCUCCAAACGCUGCAGCACAAGGUCCACAGCCUGGUGGUGGUGGGCCUCCACCUGGGCCACCACCAUUCCCUCCUGGCAACAUGCAUCCAGGUAAUAUUUCAUGUCACAGCAUAAUAAAUACUGUAUUCUUUGGCAGUGCGUAGGGCUAGCUUUUGCUUGAACAUGUCUGUAAACGUUAUUGUUUGUGUUCUGCAGGGAUGCCUCAGAUGCCCAUGCCCCCUCCUGCUCCUCCUGGCAUGGUGCCUCCUCCUCCUGCCCCUCCAGGAUCAUCGCAAGCAAGGGCACCACCACCCCCUGGGAUGCCUCCACCCCCACCCAUGGGCAUGCCACCCAGAGCACCAUACGGACCUCCUAUGGGUAAGCUCUGAGACAUCACCUUGAAUCUUUCUUUUAUCACUGCCAUGAUAAUUGGUGUUCUUUCCCAUGAUUUAGGACCCUCCCAUGUGAUUGAUAUGAUUUUUAAGAUACAUUUCACUGUGGUUUCACUUGCUUGUAGAGCGAUUUUUGGACAUUGAAUGAAAUCACGACUCUUUGUUUCUCUCUUUCUAAGGUCCACCUGUGCCCCCAGGUAUGAGAGGACCCCCUCCUCCCAUGCCUCCACCAGGCUAUGGUGCUGGUCCUCCUCGCCCUCCUCCUUUUGGCUUGCAGAGAGGUCCUCCAAUGCCUCCAAGGCCGCCUGGUGUCCUGCCACGUGUCCCCAUGAGAGCACCAAUGCCCCCAUAAACCACCUCAGACUGUGAUUUCAUUUUUUGUUUUUUUAAAAGCUUAUAAUCUGCUCAUGUUUGUUACAGUGGGAAUAAUUUAACCAACUGUUUGUAUUUUUUGUCGCUGUACUAAUAAAGACAGAUAAAAGUUUUAGUAAAAA